UAUCGACUCAUCGAUCCAAGUUUCUUCAUUUUUCAUAUAUAUAUAUAUGUACAUACGACGUAACUGUAAAACAACAUGAAGUCACUGGUCUUAGGCGUUCUGCUAUCUUGCUUGUUCUCAAAAUAUAUUCUUAAAGUCGUAGGGGACGUGGGGUCUGCUAGAUCUUAUAGACCUCCAUACUUACCAACAAAAUGCAAGGGAAACGACCAAGAACAGUUUCCGGAAGACGGAUAUUUCGUGGCGGUAAGCGACGGUCUAUGGGACAACGGAGCUUCCUGUGGGCGGAGGUACCAGAUGCGGUGCAUAAGUGGCCCCAAACGACCAUGCAAGGGUGGCUCCAUUGUGGUUCAGGUCGUUGACUUCUGCAGAAGCAAUCCAUGCGGCACCACUCUUCAGCUUUCCAACAAAGCCUUCGACGCCAUAUCUACUUCUCCGAAUGCGCGAAUCAACGUCGAAUAUGCACAAAUUUGAUUGAAUGAAGUGCAUUAGAUGAAAGCCAUCAAACUUCGCAAGGGGAUUUUAUUGGCGGAAUUCCUUCUUUCCAUUGCUGACCAGAAGAUAAAAGCCAAUCACUAAAGGAAAGUAUUUUAUAACAGAAAUCACUUCAUUAGUCCACUUUUAUAACUGAUGCUUCUUUUAAGAAUAAUAAUUACUAUAUAUUUUCCAUAUAUAUCAACAAAGUGUAUGAACUAAUUAUAUUAGGUUACAUCAAUUUGUUACUUAGUUAUUCAUGUGGUGUAAUAGAAUGGG
Molecule: messenger RNA, 750 nt
Organism: Humulus lupulus (European hop)
Lineage: Eukaryota; Viridiplantae; Streptophyta; Magnoliopsida; Rosales; Cannabaceae
Product: EG45-like domain containing protein
Exons: 3
Coding region: 76-471 (131 amino acids)
Source: RefSeq, a predicted model, not a curated record